Lolium perenne is the source of this 1182-nucleotide messenger RNA. Lineage: Eukaryota; Viridiplantae; Streptophyta; Magnoliopsida; Poales; Poaceae. The record is from RefSeq and is a predicted model, not a curated record.
AUGCAUAUUGCGUACGAUGAAUUUGAUAAUGAUGAGAACCAUGGUAAACACAUAGACGAUCAAAAUGAUGAGAACCAUGGUGAAAACACAGACAGUCUAAAUACUAGUGAGGCACAAUUUGACACGCAGCUUGAGUACGACUAUUACGGUGAAUCUGACUUGGACACGGGUCAUACUGAUGAUGUGGAAGGUGCAUCAGUUCCUGAGGAUUCUGUUGACAUGAGCCAGGCGACGCCAAGCGCUAGUCAGCCUGAGAAAACACAGAAAGGUAGCAAUGGCAAUGAAUAUCCUGAUAAUAAUCGGGAUUUAUACUGGAUGAUAAAAGAGAUGACUUUUAUUUCUGAAGCAGCAACAUUUUCUUUCUACAACAGAUAUGCUAAAGAUUAUGGGUUCAGCGUCCGGCUGGACCAGGUUAAGCGGUUUGAUGAUGGAGUAAUUCGGCUAAGGACGAUCAACGACGCGCAGAGAUCUGAGAUAUUAUCACUGGGAUCCAUGGGGGUCAGGAAGCACCUCAUUAUGAGAAAAUUCAUUGCAGGCUCCGGUUCAUUUGCCGGUGUUGGAUUCACAAGAAAAGAUUUGUACAACAUGUGCUCUAGGGAGAGGAGGAGGCUGCUUUUCGACGGUGACGCUACCACAGCCAUCCGCAUUAUGGCAAAGAGGAAAAAGAGGGACCCUGAAUUUUUCUAUGAAUAUGACGUUGAUGACAAAGGCCGUCUGAAGCACAUGUUCUGGUGUGAUUCUCAGUCAUGUAGGGAUUACCAGGACUACGGAGAUGUGCUGGUGUUUGAUAGCACAUACAAGAUGAAUAAAUAUAAGAUGCCAUUUUUUCCUUUUGUGGGCUUGAACAACCACCGUAGGACAACGGUUUUUGGGUGUGCCAUCCUUUCAAGCGAGAAUGAACAAACAUAUGUUUGGCUUCUAAAGACCUUUCUCAAAGCGAUGUGUCAACAGAAGCCAAAGGAAGUAAUCACGGAUGCAGAUUACGCGAUGAUCGGCGCAAUCGGCAAAGUAUUUUCUGGUGUGUCGCAUCGCAUCUGCAGCUUCCACAUUGAAAAAAAUAUGGAGAUGCAUCUACCUAACAAGUCACUGAAUGAGUUCAGGACUCUUCUGUAUUACACCACCUCAGAGCAAGUAUUUGAGGAGCGAUGGCAUGCAUUUUACAGAAAAUGGCAAUCCUCAUAA